Molecule: messenger RNA, 771 nt
Organism: Microthlaspi erraticum
Lineage: Eukaryota; Viridiplantae; Streptophyta; Magnoliopsida; Brassicales; Brassicaceae
Source: the annotation of a GenBank genome assembly
AUGGUUGCAAUUCGCUUUUUAUCGCGAAAAAUCCCAACUUUAGCUUCGAUUUUCUUCCAAAACCUGACUAAAAUUCCGGCAUUACAUCGGAUUUCAUUCUCGUAUCUAAAACCCAAGACGCUACACCCGGUUACGCCGAAACCCUUCACGGUGUUUGCCGCUCAGUUCCAUGACGGGAGGCCAAGGGGUCCUCUCUGGAGAGGGAAGAAGCUGAUCGGAAAAGAAGCCCUUUUCGUGAUUCUGGGUCUCAAGAGACUGAAGGAAGACGAGGAGAAGCUGGAGAAGUUUAUAAAGACCCAUGUUUUCAGAUUGCUGAAGUUAGACAUGUUAGCUGUUAUCGGCGAGCUUGAACGACAGGAAGAGACUGCUCUCGCUAUCAAGAUGUUCGAGGUGAUCCAGAAGCAGGAAUGGUACCAACCUGAUGUGUUUAUGUACAAGGACCUUAUAGUGUCUCUAGCAAAGAGUAAAAGAAUGGAUGAAGCGAUGGGUUUGUGGGAGAAAAUGAAGAAAGAAGAGCUCUUUCCGGAUUCUCAGACUUACACUGAGGUUAUCAGAGGGUUUCUGAGAGACGGAUGUCCUGCUGAUGCCAUGAAUGUGUAUGAAGACAUGCUGAAAUCUCCAGAUCCGCCGGAAGAGUUGCCGUUUAGGGUUCUGUUGAAAGGGCUUCUGCCGCAUCCGCUUCUCAGAAACAAAGUGAAGAAGGAUUUUGAGGAGUUGUUCCCUGAGAAACACGCUUAUGAUCCUCCUGAAGAGAUAUUUGGUAGAUGUUGA